AUGGAUCCUCAGGUCGAUGAAGCCCCCCAACACCUGAAUAUCAAGGUCACGGACAACAACAAUGAAGUUUUCUUCAAAAUCAAGAGAACUACGCAGCUGAAAAAGUUGAUGGACGCCUUUUGUGAGCGGCAGGGCCGCCAGCUCACAACAGUUCGCUUCCUCUUUGAUGGCACCAGGGUUAGACCAGAGGAUUCCCCAGACACCCUCGACAUGCAAGAUGGUGACACUCUAGAAGUGCACCAAGAGCAGAUUGGUGGCUGA
Messenger RNA from Coccidioides posadasii C735 delta SOWgp, 261 nucleotides. RefSeq lists its product as uncharacterized. The record is from RefSeq and is a predicted model, not a curated record. Gene Ontology annotation, cellular component: nucleus; septin ring. NCBI's taxonomy places the organism in Eukaryota, Fungi, Ascomycota, Eurotiomycetes, Onygenales, Onygenaceae. Gene Ontology annotation, molecular function: protein tag activity; ubiquitin-like protein ligase binding. Gene Ontology annotation, biological process: protein sumoylation.